This is a messenger RNA of Paramecium pentaurelia, 1070 nucleotides long. Lineage: Eukaryota; Ciliophora; Oligohymenophorea; Peniculida; Parameciidae. The record is from the annotation of a GenBank genome assembly.
AAUGAAUGGAAUGAUGAAAUCUUUGUAUAUUGAGGACAAUGUCUCUAUUAAUUUAAAAGAUAUACCAAUUCCUUAACCAUCAAAUGGAUAAGUAUUGAUUAAGGUUGAAUAUGCUCCAGUCAAUCCAUUUGAUAAAGAAUUUCUAAAUGGAUACAAAAUUGGUUAAAAAUAAUUAGUAAGUACUGUUCCUGGAUUUGAAGGAUCAGGUACAGUUAUAGCUUCAGGGUAACUUAGAAUAUAAAAUAUUAAGUGGUGGUUUAUUAGGUUGGCAAUUAAAAGGAAAUCGCGUAGCAUUUUAUACAGAACAUUAAUUUGGAGCUUAUGGUUAAUAUGCAAUAGCAGAUGUAAAUUAUUGUGCUGAAUUACCUAAAAAUAUUACAUUUUAAGAAGGUUGUUGUAGUUUUAUAAAUCCUAUGUCUGUUUUAAUGAUGUAUCAAUUAUUAGGGAAUGCAUCUGGAAUUGUGUCUACUGGUGCAUGUACAAAUAUAGGAAGAAUGUUAAUGAGAUAUUGUUAAUCUAAAGGAAUAAAUGUUAUUAAUAUUGUUAAAUCUUAAGGAGAAGAAAAACUAUUGAAAGAUGAAGGAGCAAAACUUAUUUUAAAUAUAAAUCAAGAAGAUUUCGAUGAAAAACUAAAAUUAAUGUCUUCUUCAUAUAAGUAUAUUUAAUCAUAUUAAUAAUAUAUAGUACAACGGUUCUAUUUGAUUCAAUUGGAGGAGAUCAAUUAAGUAGAAUAUUGAAUCUCAUGCCAAAUAAUUCAAGAACUUAUCUAUAUGCUAAUUAUUCAAAAAAAUCACUUGAAGGAAUAUAUAGUGCUAAUUUAAUGUAUUAAAAUAAAAAGAUAUUUGGGUAAUUACUAUGAAUAUUUAAUAGAUUUUCUUUUGUAGAUAUUUUAUAAAGUAAAAAUAUAAUUCAAUUAAAAUUGAUGAUGAAAGAAAUCUUAAAUAAUAUUUAAGGAUGUUUUAAGACUUUGCCAACUCAAAUUGUAAAUAAAAUUUAUUAAUUUUAGUUCUCAUUAGAGGAAUUUGAAAAAGCAUUAGAAUCUAAGGAGAAAGCAAUUUUAAAAAUAUGAU